CCGAUCCUUUGCGGAGUGCAGCAACUGCCAAACCUCAUUUACGAUAUCCGUACCGCGCUUCUCCGACGACCAAACUUCGACUUCGCAUCACCCGACGACAGCGACUCUGUCGGCCGCCGUUUCCUUCUUGUCCGAUUUCCCUUCAUCAAUCACUACAUAAUUCCGAUUCCGUCUACCGAUUUUUCUCGCGAAAUCAAGUCGCUCGAUAUCAUGGAGGACCGAUCAACUGGGGCCUCCGGCUCGCCUUCUCCUCAGCCAGACCUGCACCGGAACCGAUUGCCGACUCUGUUUGAGGUCUUGAGUCGUCGAACCCUGCCGCCAGUCGACCUCUUCUCGUUCUAUAUUUUCAUGAGAGAUCAGCAAAAAUCCGUCGAUUAUCUCGAUUUCUGGCUCGAUGUCGCUCAGCACAUGUCUCUGUGUCGCCACUACGUGCGCGAACUUCGCAGAUCCGUCCUGGUUGGAACACCCGACUUGGACAAGUCGGGCUCCAAGCGGUCUUCUCAGAUCUUGGAUGGACUUGGUGACAUGAGCCAUUCUGCCGCUGGCCCAUCGAUGUAUGCCACUGAGAAGGAAAAGAACCAGGAUGCCCAGAUGUCGGCCUACCUGAGAGAAGAGGCCCAAGACUCCCCUCAAAGCAGCACCGGAGAGCAUCGCAGCCGUCCCAGUGGGGCUUUCAGCACCACGCGCGACCUGACGACGGAUUCCAACUCUCCCGCACACACCGUCGCGAGACAGGACAUCCGGGCUUCGGCGGAGAAGAUCCUCUACACCUUCCUCCUUCCGGGCGCAGAGCGUGAGAUCAUUCUUCCGGGUUCCAUUACUCAGGACGUCACGACUUCCAUUGAGGACUUUGGUAGAGACGAUCCAGAGGUGUUUGACGUUGCCAAGGAUUACGUCUUUCAGGCUAUGGAACGCGAUGCCUUCCCCAACUUCUUGAGAAUGAAGGCCCUUGGCAACCUCAUCCCGACCACUCUCCAGAUCAGAAUGAUUGUCGGUCUUCUGGCCAUGUUUGGUGGCUUCUGGGCCGCUUUCAUCCUCAUCUUCCUCAAUGCCCCCCGAACUACCAGAUGCUGGCUCAUCCUUCCAUUUACCGUCGGUGUCUACUUCCUCGCAUCAUACCAGUACUCUCUGGAUCCUGUUCUCGCUCUCAUCGGCCUCAGCGAGUACACGCCGUUCAACUUCUCUCGAAUUCGUGAGCCGUACGUUCGUAAGCUCCUUGCUAAGCGGUCUAUCAUGGUCCUCGCCGUCACAUUCUUAAUCGACGCCGCGCUCUGUGUGCUCUUCAUCCUUGUCCCUGGCAAACGGCUGUAAAAUGCCUUGUUCUGCCCGGGACCACAAACAAAGGAUGUGGUGCAAUACCCCAAACACAACAACAAUGCGGUCC
This is a messenger RNA of Colletotrichum acutatum, 1384 nucleotides long. Its product is annotated as RGS domain-containing protein. The record is from RefSeq and is a predicted model, not a curated record. NCBI's taxonomy places the organism in Eukaryota, Fungi, Ascomycota, Sordariomycetes, Glomerellales, Glomerellaceae. Gene Ontology annotation, cellular component: plasma membrane. The coding region runs from base 211 to 1311 and encodes 366 amino acids. The transcript has 3 exons. Gene Ontology annotation, biological process: intracellular protein localization.